AUGGCCCGCACUCGCUCGACACACUCCGCGACCCGCUCCGCCACUCGUCAAUCAGUUCAACCACUCAAGUACGGCUUGUCGAACAUCCACCACCACCGGACCAUCACUACAGCGGAGAAGAGGGGCUUCUCAAAGAGCAAGAAGGGCAAUAAACCUCUCACGGUCGGCGCAGGCGCCAAGAAGAAGAAGUCGCACGCUGUCGGACGCUCGAGGCCGAUGUCACGCCGCCCAACUCGCAGGCGUACAGCUGUCUCGUCAGUCGUAUCGUCUCGCGUCGCUCCCGACUUGCGCAACGAAGGCGAGGAGGAUGGGGACGACGAGAAGUCGAGCGAUGAGGACGUAGACGAGGAGGAGUCGAGCGAGGAGGAGAACGCGCCGAGUCGCCGGAGCAAGGUCAAGGAGACGUGCGAGCGCAAGCAGAGAAAGGUGAAGACGUUGCACCGCCUGAGCAAGAUUGAACUCGUCAAGAAGGUAGAGGACAUGAUGAUGAAGCACGGCGACGAGGUCGAUGCCCUCAAGCGCGAGAUCAUCAAGGUCAAGGAGAAGCUGAGGCGCUACAAGAACAAGAAGAACGUCGAUGUCGGAAGCUCGAGCGACGCGGAGCUGGAAGAGUGGCGCCAAGCGGUGUUGGAGGAAAGCGACUUGUCGAGCGGAAGUUCAGACGACUCGGGCCGGUACAAGCCAGGGAGGAGCCCGUACAGGAAGGUUAAGACGUGA
Messenger RNA from Rhodotorula toruloides NP11, 717 nucleotides. RefSeq lists its product as uncharacterized. Bases 1 to 717 code for a protein of 238 amino acids. The transcript has a single exon. NCBI's taxonomy places the organism in Eukaryota, Fungi, Basidiomycota, Microbotryomycetes, Sporidiobolales, Sporidiobolaceae. The record is from RefSeq and is a predicted model, not a curated record.